Bubalus bubalis (water buffalo) is the source of this 3162-nucleotide messenger RNA. It is a transcript of the gene ZNF775, whose product is annotated as zinc finger protein 775. The record is from RefSeq and is a predicted model, not a curated record. Gene Ontology annotation, molecular function: RNA polymerase II cis-regulatory region sequence-specific DNA binding; DNA-binding transcription repressor activity, RNA polymerase II-specific. Gene Ontology annotation, biological process: negative regulation of transcription by RNA polymerase II. The transcript is spliced from 6 exons. NCBI's taxonomy places the organism in Eukaryota, Metazoa, Chordata, Mammalia, Artiodactyla, Bovidae. The coding region runs from base 742 to 2394 and encodes 550 amino acids.
UCCCGUCCCCUCCCUCCGAGUCCCUCUGAAUCCGGGCGGGGAGGGGCGUGCGGAGGGACGGGCCGUGUCGAGGGCCAGCGCCCGGUUCCUCCCGCGCAGUUUCCACCCAGCCUCGGGCUGGGGGCGGCCUCCGGGGUCCCUCGAGCCCCCCGCCCCUCGCGCUCUCAGUCCCGAACUUUCCCUACCCUCGCACAGCUCCCCGGGAAAAACGGGCUCGGGUCGUGCGUGGGGAGGGGCUGCAGGCCGGGGCAGAGCUGGAACGGGGGGCGUGAGAGCUGGAGAGGCGGGGAGGUGAUCUUGGGGUUUGGGGGACUGCCCCUCGGCCUCCCCUGCCCGCCUCUGGGCGCGCUCUGCCAGAGACGGUCCCGAUGUUUGGGAGUGAUGCCAGCCUCCCCCAGAGACCGAGUUCCUGAAGGGGCGGGAACCCCAGUGCUCGCCGCAGAGUGACACAUAGUAACUGGGGUCCCCAAAUCCUGGCAGGCUCUUGAGUCUUGGACUCGGGGCAGAAGAAUAUGGGUGCUGCUCUGUCUUCUGAAAGGAAAUGGGCAGAGGACAUCGUUAGCUCAUCCUGAGGUGUCUGUCAUUUGUGAUGAAGCCCUGGGGCCAGGGGACCCCCCCCACCCCGUCAGUCUUCCCAUUCCAUGCACUCAUUCAGUAUAAACUGAGCGCCUUCUCCAUCUCGGGCCUGGGCAGGUGGGACCCCCCCACCUGUACACAUGCACCAGAUGAGCCAGUUGGGAGAUGCUCCAAAGACCCAAGCUUAAUGCUCACUGUGAGCCUGGAGUGGUGGGUGAAGGACCAGGCCACUGGGACUCAGACGGCCAGGCGGGGAGCCAGGCUGAUGCAGACGGACCUCCAGGGAUGGAUAAUGGCCUGGCUGGCGGCACAGGAGAUGGGCUGGUGAUGAAGAUCAAGCAGGAGAAGCCAGAGUGGCUGCUGCAGACGCAGGCCGUGCUUUCGCAGAAGGAUAAGGAGAACAUUUUCCGGCCCCGUCGGGUCCCCCCGCCAUGCCAGACGGCGGCGGGGAAGUCUCGAGCCUGGGGGCACCCGGACGAGACUGGGGGCCCAAGGUGGGCCCCUCCCUCUGAGCAGGACGUGGGGCCGGCAGGCCGGGCUCCGAGGGCGGCCCCCGGCCCCCUGAGCCCGGCUCUUCCUGCUGGCGAGGGUCACUUCGUGUGCCCGGACUGUGGGAAGAGGUUCAGCUGGUGGUCGUCGCUGAAGAUCCACCAGCGCACGCACACGGGCGAGAAGCCGUACCCGUGUGGCAAGUGCGGCAAGAGCUUCAGCCAGAAGCCCAACCUGGCGCGCCACCAGAGGCACCACACGGGCGAGCGGCCUUUCUGCUGCCCUGAGUGCGCCCGGCGCUUCAGCCAGAAGCAGCACCUGCUCAAGCACCAGAAGACCCACUCCCGGCCUGCCACCCACCCGUGCCCUGAGUGCGCGCGCUGCUUCCGCCACCAGGUGGGCCUGCGCAUCCACCAGCGCGCACACGCGCGGGACCGCCAGGGCCCCCGCGCCGGGUUGCAGGCGCUGCGGCGGGACACCGCAGCCCCCCGGGGCCGGCGCCCGCGGCCGGGGGGGCGCCCCGAGUGGGCUUGGCUGGGGCUCGGCCAGGGCUGGUGGCGCCCGCCCGAGGCCCGGCCCGCCGCCCCCGGCGAGCCACGCCAGUUCAUCUGCAACGAAUGCGGCAAGAGCUUCACGUGGUGGUCGUCACUGAACAUCCACCAGCGCAUCCACACGGGCGAGCGGCCCUACCCCUGUCCCGAGUGCGGCCGCCGCUUCAGCCAGAAGCCCAACCUGACGCGCCACCUGCGCAACCACACUGGCGAGCGGCCGCACCCCUGCGCGCACUGCGGCCGCCGCUUCCGCCAGAAGCAGCACCUGCUGAAGCACCAGCGCACGCACCAGCCCGGCGCCCGGGCCGCGCCCCGCCCCGGCCGCGCCGCGCUGCGGGCCUACCCUCGCGCGCGCCCCGCCGCCCCCGCCCAGCUGCCUGCCCAAGCCGUCCCUGGCCUGUUGCCGCCGUCCCGGGGCCCCUCGCCCGCCCGGGGACCCGGGGACCUGCCGUGGGGCCGGGCGCGGGCCGGGGCGCCGGGUGAGCCACGCCAGUUCAUCUGCAACGAGUGCGGCAAGAGCUUCUCGUGGUGGUCGGCGCUCACCAUCCACCAGCGCAUCCACACCGGGGAGCGGCCCUACCCCUGUCCCGAGUGCGGCCGCCGCUUCAGCCAGAAGCCCAACCUGACGCGCCACCGGCGCAACCACACGGGCGAGCGGCCCUACCUAUGCGCCUCCUGCGGCCGCGGCUUUAGCCAGAAGCAGCACCUGCUCAAGCACCAGCGUGUUCACCUGGGGGCUCUGGCGCCCACCCUCAGCGCCAAGGGAGACGCGCUCUAGUGAGGCUGGACCCACGCAGGCCCGUGGGCGGGGUGGGAGGAGGCUUGCCUGGUGCUUGUGGGCGAGUGACCAGGAAUGGUGGCGCUUAGAACUGCAGGGGCUGAGACCCUCUCCAAAGGUGCCUUCCUCAAGGCUCCAAGACCUGACAACAAAUUCCUGGAGCGUCCCCAAAAGGGGAUCGGGAAAAGUCCCGGGAAGGGCUGAAGGCAGAAAUAAGAUCACAUCCCACACUGUGGAGCCUAGAUGUGUCCUUCCUUGGAGGUGGGACCCCAGCUCUCAGGCAUUGAAAGAGGGGGCUGUCGGAGGCCUUGGGUGAGAUGGCCCAAGUCUGGACUGGUCAGCUGUGGCCGUCCAGGGUCAGUCCCUAGGGGGGUAGGGGGAGUCUCAACAGGCUGAGCGAUACCCAGAUGGGAGCUAGAAGCUGCAGCUGGCGAGGGGCAAACAUGUCCUCAGUGCAAGGCCAGCACCCAGCACUUAAAGGCCACUCAAUACAUGUGUUAGGAAGGCGUGAAUGGCUUGAUGGCCCUCAACCCUGAGUACCCCACUACCCUGGGUGCUAUCCUGGGCGGCUUGAGCCUAGAACUGGGUUGUGUGUGUAUGAUGGUCACUGCUGGGACUCGGAGGGUGGUCUCACUGGGCUUUGGUUCCUUGGGGAGGGCCCUGCAGAGGGAGAGCACCCAAUGUGCUGCUCCCACUCGGUGGACGCUGCCUGGGACUCUUAUUGAUGCUGAUGUCACAGAAGAGAGAAAUGAAGGACUGCCUGCCUCA